Molecule: messenger RNA, 3722 nt
Organism: Solenopsis invicta (red fire ant)
Lineage: Eukaryota; Metazoa; Arthropoda; Insecta; Hymenoptera; Formicidae
Gene: MED24
Product: mediator of RNA polymerase II transcription subunit 24
Exons: 12
Coding region: 337-3312 (991 amino acids)
Cellular component (GO): mediator complex
Molecular function (GO): transcription coregulator activity
Source: RefSeq, a predicted model, not a curated record
AGAGUUGUAAAUUGGAGCUUACCGGAAUUACCGGAUUCCCUGGCGAAGGGGCCGAAGGGGUCAUUUAAAGUUUGAUUAUACAUGCAUUAUGAUAAAAAGUGAGAACGAACAAAAGAGAGCGUUAAAUUUGCAAUAGUCUUUAAUAAUAGGCUUCUAUUCCUUCGUUAGUAAAUUUAUUAGAAAAUAAUUACAUAUUCUUUUACAAAUACUGAAGAGAUAGUCUGUAAAGCUGAUAUUCGUUCCAUUUUGACAAGAUGUUUUGCCCACUGCAAAUUGUUAAAUGUUCUUCAUAGUGUGACAGAAAAUGUAUAAUGAUCUAAUGUUUUAACAUUAUCAAUGGAGACCAAAGUGACUAGUAAAACCAGCAGCUUGAAAGCUCUGUUGCUACGUGCUUGGCGAGAACGCUGGACCGAUUUGCAAUGGGGCAUUAAUAUCAAAACGAUUCUACCAAGAGGGGUAAGUGGUGAUGUAUAUAACUUAGCAGACUGUAUAUUGCAACAAGCACUAGUAGGACCAGGACCAAAUCAAUUAGUAUUGUCAUAUCUAAAGCACUCAUUAAGCUCUCAGUUGGUGUCCUAUGCUGCAGUGUUGCAGCGAAUAAGUAAAUAUGAAGCAUUUCACAAGCCUCAUUGUAUUGUGAGUUUGCUGGAGUUCUUGGAGUCCAUACAAGUUGGUAUUACAUGCCGCGGUAAACCAGAGGAGGAUCUUUUAGCCGCGGCGGUUUUGUCAAUUGUACAUUGGCUCCUGCAGUGUUAUCUGCACACCUUGACAAAGACACCUCAGAGUAAUCCUCUGACACCGCAACCGAGCGAGCUCAUAGACAAGCCUGCUAGUAUUUUGCAGCAGAUGUUGAAUUCAGAUUUUCUGUGCGCGAUGAUGUAUUUGGCUAAAUAUGAUGACAAAGAGCUGUACAUCGAAGUUGUGAAAAAAUGUCAAGAGAUUGAGACAUUACUAAAGACAAGUACACAAAAGUCCGUCGUACCGAUAGAGGAUUCUCUGAAAAAGUUGUGCAGUUUGGAGAUUGAGAGUCUUUGCCCUGAGAAGAUUAAAAUGGAAUCUAUCACUCAUUGCUUGCAACCUCUCUUUGCCGUUCAAGUGUUACUGAAUCCCAGCACUGAAACAACUGUGUUCGUCAAUCAAUUGCUGAUGGUGCAAAGAUUAAAGAGCUACACGAAUGCGCGACUCUACUGCGAGAUUAUCCGUGCUUGCCUGAUGUGCCUGCACAAUGUGACGGGAACGUUUAAGGAGUCGCAAUGGGGUGCCUUCACGUUUCUAAAGGUGCCUCAUAUACUGAAGGAAUUGCACGUGGCAAAUUUGAAUGGUGACGAGAAGUUUGAAUACUCGCAAGAUAUCCUAGAUGCUUUCGAGUUGUUGCUUCAGUUCACACCUCUGUUGGACAUAAUGGAUGCCACGUGUUCGUGCAAUUAUGUGGAAUGCCUGCUGAAUGAAUUUCAGAAGGUGAACCUCGUAACGGAGAAGCAAGCGAAGCAGAUAGGUGCUAGGAGAGAGGGAGGGACCACAUCGUCAUCAAUUCCGAAGGUAAUAGUACGCGCGGGGCAGACGCUGAACGGAAUCUUGAGAACGCUUAAUGCCGAUUACGCGAAAAUCCAGGAGGGCUUGCUGAGCGUGCUGUAUCAAGUCUUGACGGGAAAAAGCUUCGAACUGAUGUUGGCCGUAGCGACCGUAGAGGGAGAGUUGAAGACCUUCGUCACAAAACUCAUCAAGUUUAACGAAUGUAGUAAACAAAUCAAUGAGUCCGUACCUGACAAGACAGCAGCGACGAGAGCAAUGUUGUUCGACGUAUCGUUCCUUAUGUUGUGUUCUAUAGUCCAAACGUAUGGUUCCGAUGUUGUCCUAGAGGAAGGUGGAGAUUCGUUUUUCGAGCAAUGGGUGCGCGAAUGCAUGCCGGAACGGAACAAGUUGAAGUCGCCGCAGAGAAUGCUGCAGAACGUCGAUCCGGCGAGAGUGGACGCUCUAUUGGCGCAGAUCAACUCACCAGAUCCUGACUUCAAAUCGAGUAACUUAAAGUGGCAUGUCGCAUGCCAGUCGGCGAUGGGCGCGGUGAAGGAGUUGCUCUGCGCGUGGGAGAGCGGAGUGCUGGGCGCCGGCGAUGUCAAGAGAGCUCUGGAUGGUUUGCGAGCGACGGCCUCUUGUCUGCCGGUUUGUGCUGCCGCUUGGCUGUGCGCGUACAUGAGCAUCACGCACCAAGACGCUCUACUAAAACCCAUGAACAUGGUCCAGCACUUCUUGACUCCGUUGUCGGGUCAGGAAGUGCUAAACGAAAUGCAGGACAAUCUUAAAGAGAGUAAUAAAAAGGAGAAUCUUAAAGAUAGAUCCAGCUUAAUGGUCCAGAUUAUUCGGAAAAUGCAAUAUGACGUGCACCCGCCCACACAAUCGAAAACAAAAGUGCUUUCGAUGUCCCACAGCAUAAUAUCGCGGCAGCCGAUACUGGAACAAUUGGAGUCCGUCUGGCAGAACAUAAAUCAACGUGGGUGGAUAGACAUACAAGCCACGCAAUCGUUGGAGUCUUUGCUAAAUACCGGCGGUUCUCUUUGGUUUGUUACGAAUAUAGUCAAGGAAGUGCUCAAAUAUCGCUAUCAAGAAGAACUGGAUCAAGCUGUGGAUUUAGCUUUUGCAAUCUUCCAUCUCGACAUAGAGAACUGUACUUUGGAUCUCAUAAAUCACAUAAUACCACAAUACUUGCACAACUCGUUGCAGAGUGAAGAACUUGUGGAACCGCAAUCGUCCAUCUUGGCAAAAUUAUGUGUGUACUGCAUAUUCUCUACUUUGGAAUAUAACAACUCUAAUCCUUAUCGAAGUAAUAGUCGUAAGCGUGUGCGACGCGACCUCGAUGCGGACGAGCUAGACGCGCUUGGCGUAUCCAAUAAGCUCCUGCGGUUAAACGAAACUGGCGAGAACGUUCCCAUGUUCAGUUCGCAAAGUCCACAAGCGCAAGGCUCGAGUAACGGGCAGAAGUCGGUGGUGGUUCUGAGGGAUCCGCUUAUGACGGCGUUGAACAAUUUGUUCACCAUAUUCUCCUUUUUAGCCGGUAGAGACGGCGAGGUGUCUCAACAGACUCAUUUUAUACUCCAGUUUUUGCGACUCAUGGUGCAAUGCGGAAAAGACAGAACUCGCAUCGUACUACAAGGAAUGCCGCAAACGCUGGUACCCUGUCUUCUCAAGGCACUGCCCGAAUUAUUCACGACUGAUAUUCUACUAAGACUGUAUGACAUACAAACUGUGAUUGGGCGUAAAACUACUGCGCGAGAUUUAUGCAUGUUGCGAAAUAUUAAUCUGAAGCCUACAAAAUAAAGAUACAGUUAUUGCAAAAUAGAGAAUGCAUCUUUUCACGGAUACAAUACUUGAUUGACGAGUAUAUCAAUUAUAUAUCUAUAUAAAUGUUAAUAUAAUGUACAGAUUUUAUAUUUUAAAUCUUAUAACAUUUAUACUGCUAUACUAGCAGAGUAAUGGUAAUGUAUUUGUACACUAAGGGUUGGUUCAUAACAGCCGUUACUGUAAGAAAUUCUCCAAUCAUAGCAGAUUCUUUUUCUGUAAAUCGACUAUGAUUGGCCAAUUUCUUACGGUUAUGGCUAUUAUAAACCAACUUUAAGCAUCUUAAAUGCCUUAACAACUUGUACAAAAAAUUGCUAUGGAGCAAUUUUUUAAAUCAUGAUAUGCUGAUUUUAUGUAAUACAUCGGAAAUAAAUAAUCAUGUUCAGUAA